This is a messenger RNA of Monoraphidium neglectum, 2175 nucleotides long. RefSeq lists its product as hypothetical. The transcript has 4 exons. Lineage: Eukaryota; Viridiplantae; Chlorophyta; Chlorophyceae; Sphaeropleales; Selenastraceae. The coding region runs from base 1 to 2175 and encodes 724 amino acids. The record is from RefSeq and is a predicted model, not a curated record.
AUGACCCUUGGAACCCCCAAUCACCCCUCGAUGCAGGCGGCCGGCAAGAUCAGCGCCCAAGCCGCAGUAUCUGGAAGCUCCCGUCUGGCCCCGCCCCAGAAAGGCGCGGGCCUCUACCUCGGCGGAGGCACCCCGGGGGACGCGGGUGGCCCAUCCCUCAGAGCGCCCGCCAACACCCCCGCGGCCGACGCGCCCGACAACGCGCGGGCGCGGGGGGCGGCGGGCGACCAGCGGCGCGCGGCGCCGGCGAGCGGCGGAGACGCGGCGGGCGCGGCGCUGCGGCUGAAGGGCAGGGCGGGUGGCCUGUCGCCCGCGACGGGCUCGCAGGUUGCCGCAUCCCCCGAGAGCCGCGGCAGCGUCGUAUCCUUCGGCUCCCACUGCACCCCGGCCGCCGGCGCCUGCUCCAGCCCCGACCCCCAGCGCUCCCCGUCCCCGAGCCGCGCGCUCGACUUUGCCGGCGCGACGCCGCAGCACGCGCCGGGCGCGCGGGCCUCGCCGGCCACCACGCCGCCGCCGAGCAAGCUUGCAAACGGCUCGAGCCGUGCGGCUGCUGCGGACGACACGGACGCGCGGCAGGCGGACACGGGUGACACUUACGCUGCCAGCGGCCCAUCCGCCCCUGCCGGCGUCAUCCUGGCGUCGCCCAUGGGAUCGAGUCACCCGGCAGACCUGGAGCAGCUGCUCAUGUCACUUGCCGGUGACGCCGGGUCGCUGGCCAGCGUCGAGAGGCUGUACGGCGUGGGGGCGGCGGGAGGCGACGUCGAUGCCGGGCGGGCCGCAGUCAGGCCGGGCGGCGGCGGCGGCCGCGGCGGCCCUGCGGCAGACAGCGGCCCGCGCCGCGGCCGCGGCCGCCGCGCCGCUGCACUGCUGCUGCUCCUCGCGGCGGCGAUCGCUGGGGCCCUGGCGGCUGCUUGGCACGCGGACGGGCUGCCCGCACCGUCUGCGCUGCUGCCGCAGCAGUGCUCGGCGGCCAACGCCCGCGCGUGCGCCGACAAUUACGCCCGCUUCUUCUCGCAGCCAAUUGAGACCGACGACAGCGCCGACCCUCUCUGGCAGAGGGCGGUGCGCGCCGCGCGCUGGUACGCGCACGACUGGCAGCAGUUCGUGCUCGAGGGGCGCCUGCCCGCGCUCGAGGCGGGCCUGCCGCCGCCGGCGCUGCGGGUCCCUCAGGAGCUGCUCCUGCGGGCGGAGCACCACGUUUGGGCGCGGCGCCUGCGCGCGAGCGGGGCCGAGAGUGGCGCGCCGGAGCAGGGCGAGUCCUCGCCAGCGGGGGCCACAAGCAUUGAGAGCGGCGUGGAGGACUCUGCUGACGCGGCAGCCGACGCAUCAGGGCACGCGCAGCCGCCAGCGGCCUGGGACGAGCCAUUAGACGCCCUCCAACCUGCCAGCGACGUAGCCGCGGCGGCAGAGCAAGAGCAAGAGCAAGAGCAGCAGGCGUCGGCGCUCAGUGAAGUUGCUCAGGACGAAGGGAUCGCAGGCCUCACAGAACAGGAGGGUGCUGAGCCCGAGCCCGAAGAGCCCGAGCUGCCGCCGGUCCAGCGCUGGCUGCCUGUGAAGCUGCCGGGCAGCUGCCCGGUUUGGGCGCCGCUGGAGCCGCUCGCGGCGUGCUUCGCCGACUGCCGGCCGGACGCGCUGGCGGCGGAGCGGGCGGCGGCGCUGGCGGUCGCGACAUCGUUGGAAUUCCUGGUCUACGAAGCGCGAGUCUCCUGCGCCAGCCCCUGGCUGGUGGCGGCCCCCAAGAGUGCGUGCCUGGAGGCGGCAGCCUGGGGCCCCAAGGCGGCCAAGCGCGCGGCCGCCCCGGCGGAGCGCGGGUGGGGAGGCUUAAUCCUGCAGGCGCUCCGUGUUGUGCUUGCGACGGCAGGCCUGCUGCUGCUCGCCGCCGGCCUGGCGGGCGCCGGCCUGAUGGCCGCCCAGCACGGCCCCCGCCACCUCCUCGAAAGCGUCGCCCCGCGGCUGUUUGGCGAGAAGCUGGGCGGACGUGUUGCGGCUGUGGAUGAGGGCUUGGAUGAGGACGACGAGCCGGAGGCCGCGCCGCCGGCGGACGCCGCGACGCCUGCGGCCAAGGCGGUCGCCGCCGCCGCGGCCGCCGCGUCGGCCCUGGCGGCCGGGGCGCGCGUGCUCACGCCAAAGUUCAAGGUGAUCACGUGCCGGGGGCUGGGCCAUGAGCCCGGCUGA